AUGGGGAUCACCAAACUGGCGGAUUUAAUUCGUUCUGAUGCACAAGAUUCCAUAUCUUACAAGGAAAUAGAAGAUUACACAGGCAAAGUCAUAGCUCUCGAUACGUCCAUUGUUAUGAAUCAGUUCCGCACUGCUGUCCCAAACUUAAAAUACCUGAGUCCUCUGACAGGUCUGUUCUUUCGCACUCUUACUUUCCUGGAGCAUGAUAUCAAGCCUGUCUUCGUCUUUGACGGCAAGCCCCCAAAACAGAAAAAGGCUGUGUUGGAGAAAAGAGCACAGAAUGCUGGCUGGACCUCUCCCCAGCGCUCCAGCACAAUGUCUCAGCGGACCCAGGACUGCAUACGUCUCCUGGAACUCAUUGGCGUACCCUGCAUCAAGGCUCCAGGAGAUGGAGAAGCACUGUGUGCUCACCUGGUGAAAAGUGGUGUGGUUGACGCUGUUGCCUCAGAGGACAUGGACACACUGGCUUUUGGAGGAACCAUCCUCUUACGCCAGCUCAAUGCCAAGAGAGACAGUGAGGUGACAGAAUAUUCCUUACCCAAGCUUUUGGAAGCUCUACAGCUCACACACAAAGAGUUUGUGGACCUGUGUAUCCUGCUGGGCUGUGAUUACUGUGAUAAGAUUUGUGGUCUUGGACCAAGGCGAGCACUGAAGCUCAUCCAAGAGCAUCGUACCAUAGAGGAGGUUGUGCUGAACGUCAACAGAAAGACACACCCCAUCCCACUGGAGUGGCGAUACCAAGAGGCUCGUCGUCUCUUUCUGGACACGCCGCAGGUCGACAGACCAGUACUUACCUGGCAGGAACUUGACGAGGAGGGCUUGGUCCGUUUCCUGUGCCAUGAGAAACACGUCAAGGAGCAGAGAGUCCGAGGCAGAAUAGAGAAGUUUCGGUCAUCUCUACAGGACAGGCGAAGGCAAAGGGAAGAAGAUAAGAAGGUGGGGAGAGUCAAACAGACACGCCUGGAGCAGUUUUUCCGUGUAACACGAAAGAGACAGGCUCAGUCAGCUGCACAGGAGAAGAAGUUUGACCUGCUAUCUGAUCUUGGUGGCGACAUCUUUGCAGCUCCUCCAUCUCAGACUGCAGGCUCCUCAAACUUUGCUAACUUUGCACAUUUCAACAGACCAACAGCUCAGAGUAACUCAAACACAGACUUUGCCAACUUUGAUUCCUUUGGAAACUCCAGUGUACCCUCCACACAUUUUGGCACAACACACCCCUCCCAGUCCAUCCCUCAACCUCUCCAUACAGGAGGUGGGGUAACUGUGCCCUCGUUAUCCAGUAUGGCUCCAGCUCCCACCCAGUCCAGUAAAACAGGGGAGGAUCGUUACGCAGCCCUGGCAGAGUUAGACAGUGUCCUUAGCUCCACAGCCCCAACAGGAAGCACUCAGCAAGGGAAUGUUUUUGGAGCUGUGUCGGGGCCCACUGCAGCCCAGACACAACCAGGUUUAUCCAGCAUCCAGCAAGGUUUUGCAGCUGCUCCAUCCACAAACCCAUUCGUAGCUGCUGGAAUGGCCCCAGAGCCUAUGUCUACAAACCCCUUUCAAACCAACAGUAGAGCUUCAGCUACAGAAAUGAGUGAUUGUCUCCGAGUUCUGUGGUUUCCUUUCGUUGAUAACCCAGCCUUGUUUGGCACAGGCUCCAUGAGCAUGCCCGCUGGCUUCGGCAACCCCACCAGUUACUGCAUGCCCACCAGCUUCAGUGGAACCUUUCAGCAGCCCUUCCCUGGCCAGAGCCCCUUCCCCCCGCCAGCAGCCUACCCACAACAGCCUAAUGGCACAGGCUUCCCUGCCUAUGGACAGGCCAAGCCACCGAUGACAUCUUAUGGCCAGGCUAUACCGGGACCAGGGAUGUCCAACAAUCCCUUUAUGGGAGGAGCCCCAUCAGGACCAUAUCCCACUGGAGGUUCCUCUACGAAUCCCUUCUUAUAACAGCCCUGUUACAGCUACAACCCAGCAGCAUCACACACACUCUCCAUUGUCACCAAUGCUCCAAAAAUGCAAAAGUCACAAAAACUCUGAAAUGAUCCACCUGUACAUUCACUGCACUUUGAUAUUCAUUGAGACAAACAGAUCAGAAGUGGAAGAAGGUCUUCCCUUUUCUAUAGAAUUUGGAGAAGCAGCUUUGGGAACUGGUGGAUGCACAGUGCUAGUUUUCCUCCUCAUUCACAGCUUUGAUUCAGUAUGUUACUUUUUAUGCCUAGAGAAUAAGCUCCUUCUGUGUAUCAACAUUUGUAAUCCCCUUAAAAACACACAUAUUAUGUACAGCAAGAACUUGGAAAAGAACAAAAAAACUGAGAAAACUGGUUACUGAGGAACUGUGAGAAGCUGUUGGAAUCCAGUGGUUCUCCUAAGCAGCUACCAUGGAUUAGACAACCUGUUUUGUUGUUUAAAGGUGAAGCCAAAUCUGAAAGGAAAAUAAACCACUUCUCAGCUCAAAGAGGGACUGAGGACAUGGUGAGGAUUUAAAAAUAUCUACGCCAGCUUGCCUGUAGUGAGAGGAACAAGUGUCAGGUAUCUUCAGCAGGUGUCUUCAACACAAAAGGAAAGAGAGCGGAGGUGUAAAAAAAAAAAGUGUCCUCCACAGUCUGCCCUAGGGCAUAUGGUUGCACCUAGUGUCAGGUGUCAGCUGUGUUUUCCAUCAUUAAUGGGUUUUUGACUAAAUCAGACUUACAAUUACAUGUGUAUAAGUCAGUGUGUACAUAUAUG
This is a messenger RNA of Chanos chanos (milkfish), 2706 nucleotides long. Its product is annotated as probable flap endonuclease 1 homolog. Gene Ontology annotation, molecular function: DNA binding; 5'-3' exonuclease activity; magnesium ion binding. Gene Ontology annotation, cellular component: nucleus. Bases 1 to 1929 code for a protein of 642 amino acids. NCBI's taxonomy places the organism in Eukaryota, Metazoa, Chordata, Actinopteri, Gonorynchiformes, Chanidae. The transcript has 18 exons. The record is from RefSeq and is a predicted model, not a curated record.